UAGUGAUGAUUUUAUUCAUGAUAAAUGUAGGUCUUCCCACUUUAUUUCUAUCUAUGAUAACUUGUGCAAUGAACAUAAAGUGAGCCUUUUCAUCUCAUUUAAAUUACACUUGUCAUUUUUAUCAUUUUUUAAUUGUUGUCCAAUUCAUCAUGUCGGUUCCUACUUUAAUGCGAAUUGUUUCAGCUAGUGUUUCAGUUGCUAAUAAAGCAGGAUCUAUAGUAAAAGGUGUUCUCAGUCGUGGUAAUUUGAACAUCAUUGAUAAGGGUAUCAAUGAUUUCCAAACGGAAGCGGAUCGAAUGAUCCAACGAUGUAUUGUCGCAUCAUUGUCAAAAUCAUUCCCUAAGAUCACCAUAAUUGCUGAAGAGGAUCUUGAACCUAGUGAUUCUGAUGAGGAGUUAGUCUGCCAAACAUUGGAUGAAAGUGUACUCAAACAUUCGUGUCCUGCUGAGUUGGCCAAUGUCAAUGAUGAGGACAUUGUUGUCUGGGUUGACCCUCUUGAUGGUACAGCGGAAUUCACUCAAGGCUUACUUGAACAAGUGACAAUUCUUAUUGGAAUUGCUGUUGCUGGUAAAGCAGUUUCUGGUGUCAUUCAUCAACCUUAUUACAAACAUUCUAUUGAGAAAGAUCCUGCAAAAGUUGGUCGUACUAUGUGGGGUGUUGUAGGCCUUGGUGCUUUUGGGAUUGAGAAAAAAGAACCACCAGCAAAUGAGUUGACUAUUGCUACAACUAGAUCACACAGAAGCAAGCUUGUUGACGAUACUUUAUUGGCUAUGAAGCCAACUACUGAAAUGCGAAUCGGGGGAGCUGGUCACAAAGUAUUGUUGGUUAUCGAGGGUCAAGCUCAUGCAUACGUUUACCCUAGUAGUGGUUGCAAAAAAUGGGAUACUUGUGCUCCUGAGGCUAUUCUUCAUGCUGUCGGAGGCAAAUUCACUGAUAUUUUUGGAAAUGAUAUGAAAUAUCAUAAGGAUAUUCCACAUCCAAAUACAGGAGGAAUUUUAGCUGCCACUUCACCCGAAAUGAAUGCAAAAUUAGCUGCUUUAGUUCCAGAUCAUGUGAAGCAAUCAUUGACAUCUCAAUGACCAAAGGAAAAUCACAUUCGAAACAAUAUCAAAAGAAAUUAAAAAUUAGAAAUUGAACCAAGAUCCACUUCUCAAUCUUCCAAAAAGUUCCCUUCAUGCAAGGAUCUUUUUUAAAACAAAUUACGAUAAAUUCCCGCUGGAUAAACCAAAUCAUACUGAUGAAAACGAAAAAUGAAAUCCGCAACUUUUGUCCAAAAUGAACUACUUAACAUUGCAACAUUGCUUAAGAUAUUGAUUAGAGUAAAGAAUUCUUUAAUUUUGCUUUA
Messenger RNA from Tetranychus urticae (two-spotted spider mite), 1345 nucleotides. RefSeq names its product 3'(2'),5'-bisphosphate nucleotidase 1. Gene Ontology annotation, molecular function: 3'(2'),5'-bisphosphate nucleotidase activity. Gene Ontology annotation, biological process: phosphatidylinositol phosphate biosynthetic process. The record is from RefSeq and is a predicted model, not a curated record. Lineage: Eukaryota; Metazoa; Arthropoda; Arachnida; Trombidiformes; Tetranychidae.